AUGGUUCCUCCUCCUCCUCCUCCUCCUACUGCUACAGCUAGUACUACUCCUAGUCCUCCAGCUAGUCCUACUUCUCCUCCUCCUACUACUACUACUACUCCAGCUAUUCCUACUACAUCUCAUACUCCUCCAGCUGCUACUACAACUACUACUACUACUCCAGCUCCUGCUACUACUCCAGCUGUUACUUCUAUUCCUAUUACUACUAUUUUCUCCUACUGCUACUACUCCAGCUGCUACUACUCCUAUUACUCCAGCUGCUACUACUACUCCUAUUAUUACUUCUCAUACUACUCCUCCUCCUCCUAUUACUACUACUUCUCCUACUACUCCUACUCCUCCAGCUCCUACUCCUCCAGCUGUGAUGACUACUCCUAUUACUCCAGCUGCUACUACUACUCCUAUUACUACUUCUCAUACUACUCCUACUCCUCCUAUUACUACUGCUACUACUCCUAUUACUCCAGCUGCUACACCUAUUACUACUUCUCAUACUACUCCUACUCCUCCUAUUACUACUACUUCUCCUACUACUCCUACUCCUCCAGCUCCUACCACUACUCCUACUAUUCCUACUCCUCCAACUACUGCUACUACUCUAUCUACUACUACUACUCCAACUACUUCUCCUACUCCUCCAGCUCCUCCUCCUACUACUACUACUCCAACUACUACUCCAGCUCCUAUUACUACUCCUACUCCUCCCAUUACUACUACUUCUCCUACUGCUCCUAUUACUACUACUACUACUACUCCAGCUGCUACAACUACUCCUAUUACUCCAGCUGCUAUUACUCCUAUUACUACUUCUCAUACUCCUCCUACUCCUCCUAUUACUACUCCUUCUCCUACUACUCCUACUCCUCCAGCUACCGCUACUACUCCUACUACUACUACUACUACUACUUCAGCUACUACUACUCCUCCAGCUCCUACUUCUCCUACAUCUCUUACUCCUCCAGCUACUACUACUCCUCAUGCUACUACUACUCCUCCAGCUAUUACUAUUACUCCAGUUACUUCUGCUACUACUACUCCAGCUACUACUACUACUCCUACUCCUACUACUCCAGUUACUACUCCUACAGCUACUCCUCUUCCUCCUACUACUCCUACUACUCCUCCAGCUACUACUCCCACUCCUACUCCUGCUACUCCUCCUCCUCCUCCAGCUACUACUCCCACUCCUACUCCCACCCCCACUACUACUACUCCUACUCCUCCAGCUACUACUAUUGCUACUCCCACUCCUACUCCUCCAGUUACUACUACUACUACUCCAGUUACUACUCCUCCAGCUACUACUCCUACUCCUCCAGCUACUCCCACUCCUCCAGCUACUACUACUACUCCAGCUACUCCCACUCCUCCAGCUACUACUACUACUCCACUUACUACUCCUACAGCUACUACUCCUCCAAUUACAACCCCAAUUCCAGGAUGUACUACUACUCCCACUCCUACUACUAUUCUUACUACUCCUACUACUCCCACUCCUACUUCCCCUACUACUCCUACUACUCCCACUUCCCCUACUAG
Messenger RNA from Pygocentrus nattereri (red-bellied piranha), 1539 nucleotides. RefSeq names its product prisilkin-39-like. Lineage: Eukaryota; Metazoa; Chordata; Actinopteri; Characiformes; Serrasalmidae. The record is from RefSeq and is a predicted model, not a curated record. Bases 1 to 1539 code for a protein of 512 amino acids. The transcript is spliced from 5 exons.